GUUGGACUGCUUGUGUCCUUCUUGCUGAAAUGUCAUUCGCUGCCGGAUGAGUGGCUGUGCUGGCGGCAGCGAUACGCAUGUAGCACUAUGCAUGCAGUCUGCUGCUCGAACGCAUCACAGUGAACUGCAUCUGACAGCUUGCCAAGUUGGAGAACAAAAAAAAAGACCAAACACAGAUGAGGGAAAAGCAGACCCGCUGGAUUUCCACAAACCCAGAGUCACCUGCAUCCACCCGAUAGAGGAGAAGGGAAAGGAAGGAGAGAUCUUUCGUUGUGGCCGUCCCCCUCAAAGCUCGCAUGUAUGAAAGGAUAAUGUUUUUGUUUUAAUGUCCGGGAUGAUUGUGUACCAGGGGUAGAUAUUGAAAUAGCAAGAAAAAAAACACACUGCUUCGUUGUAUUUUUCACCGCGACUGGGGCCAUGAAUUCGGCAGAGCAGACGGUCACUUGGCUGAUCACACUGGGGGUACUGGAAUCGCCGAAAAAGAACAUUUCGGAUCCCGAGGCAUUUCUCCAGACCUCCCUCAAAGAUGGGGUUGUCUUGUGCAGACUGCUGGAGAGACUGAGCCCGGGCUCCACUGACAAAAUCUACCAAGAACCGAAGAACGACGGCGACCGCUUGAGCAACAUAAAGGAGUUUCUCAAAGGUUGCACUUCGUUUCGCGUCGAGCCGUUUGAGCCCAGUGAUCUGCUCCUAGGACUGAACUUCUCCAAGAUACUCAGCAGUCUGGUGGCUCUGAACAAAGUGACUGCAGACAUUGGAGUGGACAGUGUGUGCACCCGUCACUCGGCGGACCAUCGGAUCAAGUCGUUUGAGUCUCUGGCCUCCCAGUCAUCAUUGGGCCGAUCCUCCAAGCUGCUUCAGAACCACAGCCUGGACAUGUCUGAGGGCAGCCGGACGCAGCUAUUGGUCAAGGCUCGCUUCAACUUUGAGCAGACCAAUGAGGACGAGCUGUCCUUCAACAAGAGUGAUGUCAUCAACGUGACACGCCAGGAGGAGGGCGGCUGGUGGGAGGGGAACCUCAACGGCAAGACCGGCUGGUUCCCUAGCAACUAUGUCCGUGAGAUUAAAGGCCGUGACAAACAAGUGUCUCCCAAAUCUGGGACCCUGAAGAGUCCUCCAAAAGGCUUUGACACUACAGCCAUCAGCAAGACCUACUACAACCUGGUGCUGCAGAACAUUCUAGAAACAGAGACAGAAUAUUCCAAGGACCUCCAGAGCCUUCUGACUAACUACCUCAGAUCUCUCCAGAGCACAGAGAAACUGAGCAGUACAGAUGUGUAUCUGAUCCUGGGGAACCUGGAGGAGAUCAGCACCUUCCAGCAGAUGCUCGUCCAAUCACUGGAGGAGUGCACCAAACUUCCAGAGAGCCAGCAGAAGGUAGGGAGCUUCUUCCUGAAUCUCAUGCCCCAGAUGAAGGCUCUCUAUGUGGGUUACUGCUCCAACCACCCCUCGGCAGUCAACGUGCUCACCCAGCACAGUGAGGAGCUGGGGGAGUUUAUGGAGGGGAAAGGAGCCAGUAGUCCAGGUAUCCUGACUCUGACCACAGGUCUCAGUAAACCCUUCAUGAGGCUGGACACAUACCCCACACUAACGAAGGAACUGGAAAGACACAUGGAGGAGAGUCACCCCGACCGGCCAGACAUCCAGAAGUGUAUGACAACAUUCAACAGCCUCUCGGCCCAGUGCCAGGAGGUGAGGAAGAGGAAGGAGCUGGAGCUGCAGAUAGUGACUGAGUCCAUCAGGCUGUGGGAGGGAGAGGACAUCAGAACACUGGGCUCUGUUCUCUACACGAGUCAGGCUCUGGUUAACAGCCCAGGAGCAGAGGAGAAGUUGGAGCGUUACCUCAUGCUCUUCCCUCAUGUCCUCCUCAUGCUGUCUGCCACUCCAAGGAUGAGUGGCUUUAUAUUCCAGGGGAAGCUGCCACUGUCUGGUAUGACUGUGACCCCGCUAGAGGACAGUGAGACCCACAAAAACUCCUUUCAGCUUUCUGGCCGUCUAUUUGAGUGUCUUCAGGUGGUGUGUAACAGUCAGCAGGACCUGCAGGACUGGGUGGACCAUCUGACCCGGCAGACUAGACAAGCCACCGCCCCCAGCCACAAACCCCUCACGGUCCCCUGCCACACGUUGCCCUCCCACCCUUUGACUCCAUCCCGUCAUGCAGAGGGCUGUGCGAUGACUGUGGCCCCAGCCUACCACACCCUGCCCCACCCCUCAUCACACGGGGCUCCACACAGCACCAUGAUGUGGGGGCCUCUGGAGCCCCCCAACACCCCCAAACCCUGGAGCCUCAGCUGCCUGCGUCCUGCACCCCCCCUCAGGCCCUCUGCAGCACUCUGCUACAAGGAGGACCUUAGUAAGAGUCCUAAGAGUGUAAAGAAGCUCCUUCCUAAACGAAAGCCUGAGAGGAAACCGUCAGAAGAGGAGUCUGCCCUGAGGAAGAGUACAGCUGCUCUAGAGGAAGAUGCUCAGAUUCUGAAGGUGAUAGAAGCUUACUGUACCAGCGCCAAGACCAGACAGACCCUCAAUUCCACCUGGCAGGGUACUGACCUGAUGCACAACCACGUCCUGGGGAACAUGGAGCGGUCCAGCGUGGACUCUCCGGGCCACCGUAGCAGCGUGUCCCGACCUGACUUGACUGGCUCAGACUUGUCGGAGGACUCUGACUACGACUCUGUGUGGACGACCCACAGUUACAGGAUGGGCUCAGCAUCGUGUAAGAGCUGCAUCUCUCACCAGAACUAAACCCCCAAAACUACCGUGGUCGUACCCUACCAUACCGCGCGAUACAGCACAGCACAUCACAGCACAGCACAGCACAGCACGUUCACCUCUUAACCUGUGGUCUAGAGGAAAACCAACCAGUUUUUAAGUCUAUUUAUUUAAUUUAUUUGUAAUUAUUAUUGUGUUCAUUUUAUUUUUAUUUGUGUUUGUAAUUUUUGGGAGAUUGUACUCUCUUUGUUUGAAAAUCUACCAUGUUACCUUGACCUCUCUCUUUCCGUAUUUGUCAGGUAGCUUGUGUUGGGCAUCGUCUGGGGUUCUGUGUGUCUGAUAUUCAGAUGUGGUUCAGGAAGGAAGGCAUUCUAUUGACCAUGUUCUCUAACCUAGCUCCUUCUUCCACAUAUAUUACAGCAGCAAAUGUUGUGCUGACCUUUGACAUUUCCAAUGAAUCGAUAUACUUUUGUUAUUACUAUGACUGCCUUAAGGCUUUUACCCCUGUUGCAGUACCCCCUGCAGUAUUUCACACACAGGACACAGCAUCGACAGUAGUACUUCUACGAUAUUGGUAUUAAUAGGAUAUUAUAUAGUAUAUGAGAUCGAAGUUCCCCUAUAAACAGCAUGCAUGCUUCAUUCCCAGGGUGACGAUUUACACUCUUAUCAGAUUUUACCCCAAUCCAAAAUGCAGUACUUUUAAACUCAAUAUUCCCUCAACAGUUUAACAAUGAUAUUCUCAAAAGCAGUACAACUUUAGGCCCUAAGCAGAGCCACAAGCCUGGCAGGUCCAGUUUCUAUAUCCCAAGAAGGAAACAUUUGUUUGUAUCCUUCAAAACAUUACCAUGCUCUUCCAUGCGUUAGUAAUAACUCUUCUCCUGAGAAAGUAUUUCCUUAUGCCACGUUAAGAAUUCCCAGGGGACAGUUUUUCAAAGGUUAUCUGGAUUCCGGCUAUUGGAUCAGCUAUUGGAUAGGAAUGGGGACACCCGUUCAAUUUAUUCUAUUCCUAUGCAUUUAAUCCUAUCCGAUAGCCAGAUAGAUAACUUUUGAAAAACUGGGCCCAGUUUACUGUCCACUUAAAAUUAGUCUGCUCUCUCCACAGAUCAGUCUUCUCUCUCUGCAGAUCAGUCCUCUCUCUCUGCAGAUCAGUCCUCUCUCUCUCCGCAGAUCAGUCUUCUCUUUCUGCAGAUCAGUCUUCUCUCAUCGCAGAUCAGUCUUCUUUCUCUCUGCAGAUCAGUCUUCUCUCUUCGCAGAUCAGUCUUCUUUCUCUCUGCAGAUCAGUCUUCUCUCUCCGCAGAUCAGUCUUCUCUUUCUCUGCAGAUCAGUCUUCUCUCUCUCCGCAGAUCAGCCUUCUCUCUCUCCGCAGAUCAGUCCUCCAUCUCCGCAGAUCAGCCUUCUCUCUCUCCGCAGAUCAGUCCUCCAUCUCCGCAGAUCAGUCUUCUCUCUCUCCGCAGAUCAGUCCUCCAUCUCCGCAGAUCAGUCUUCUCUUUUCGCAUAUCAGUCUUCUCUCUCUCUGCAGAUCAGUCUUCUCUCUCUCUCUGCAGAUCAGUCUUCUCUCUCUCUCUGCAGAUCAGUCUUCUUUCUCCGCAGAUCAGUCUACUCUCUUUCCUCAGAUCAGUACUCUCUCUCCGCAGAUCAGUCCUCUCUCUCCACAGUUAUCCUGACAAUAUAUGGAAUAAAUGGCUUUGUUAUUUAUGUAUUUCUACAAAUAAUUUGUUUUAUUUUACCUACAUUAUUUUGUAUUACAUAUGUGAUUAGUAUUAUUUUAAUUUCACUGUGUAUGUCAAUGUUUACAACCAAUUAGUGGAACAUACAGUUAACCUCUCUCUACAUGAUGGUGAAAUGGUAUCAGCGUUUAUACAUUGAGCAUGUGAGGUUGGGAUUCAUUUGUGCACAACCUCUGUGGUAGAGUAUUGAAAUGUGUUAACCAUGAACAGUUUCUGUACCUCCUCUAACCAGUGUGUUUAACAUCAAACUGAGUGGAUGGUGUAGCCUAGUAAUUACGCUUGCCAUAGAUAUUGAGUGUCCCUGUACAGCUCAUCCAUACUGUAAAUCUACAAUGUCAGUGUUGAGGAAGUGUCAACCAAAAGAGAACUUAGUCUUGUGGGAGAGGUCAUAUGUGACAUACUUAUUCAUCAACACAGAUCAACAUGAACUAAAAUAAAUGAUCUCCUUUUUGUACAUAGUGGAUGUCAAUAGAACAAAAAAUAAGCCAAACAGUGGUUCUAUCAGUAUUUGAGCUAAGAAUAUGACUGUCCUCGUGUUGUGUCUUCUACUUUGUAACUGCAGUGUAUUCUGUGGUUGGUCAGGUCAUGUGACUGCAGUGUAUUCUGUGGUUGGUCAGGUCAUGUGACUGCAGUGUACUCUGUGGUUGGUCAGGUCAUGUGACUGCAGUGUAUUCUGUGGUUGGAAAAAAACUAAAGAAAAGCAGAAACUGAGAGUUGAAGUGACUGCUUUGUCCAACUGUGUCUUCUGUAUGCUCCAAUGAUGUAUAGGACCUAUCCCACACCUGUGAUCAAAAUGUCCUACCUACCUAUCUUACCUACAUACCUACUGUACCUACCUAGAAACCUACAAUAUAUACAGACUGAUGUACAGUACCAGUCAAAUGUUUGGACAUGC
This is a messenger RNA of Oncorhynchus mykiss (rainbow trout), 5331 nucleotides long. The record is from RefSeq and is a predicted model, not a curated record. Lineage: Eukaryota; Metazoa; Chordata; Actinopteri; Salmoniformes; Salmonidae.